AAUUGACAAUGAAUUGUGUAAAAGUUGUUGACAAAUUUGGUGAUUUUGUAAAACAACUACCAGAUUUAGCUGCACAAUGUAAAGGAAUACUGACAAGUGCAACUCAGUAUUUCAAAAUUCUUGAUGGUAUCCGUGGUCCAAAUUAUGUAUUAUCAAGUCAAUGGAGGGAAGAAGAAGAUUUUCACAAGUAUCUUACUGAAGGUGAACGUUGUUUUUUCAUAUUUGAAUGUCAGAGUUUAGUAGAAAAAAUUACUGAUCUCUAA
This is a messenger RNA of Trichobilharzia szidati, 263 nucleotides long. NCBI's taxonomy places the organism in Eukaryota, Metazoa, Platyhelminthes, Trematoda, Strigeidida, Schistosomatidae. The record is from the annotation of a GenBank genome assembly.